GUAUUUUUCUUCUAUAAAACGUUGUUAAGUUAUCGAAUGUUAUGAAAAUGUUGUUCUAAUCGAGCAUUUAUAACGGAACUAUAUUUUGCGAUAGCUGUACGCGUUUUGUAUCAAUACGCGCUGGCGCAUGAAUACAGUGUGAGAAGUUAUUGAAGGAAAUUGGAAUUGAAGUCAUUCGUUUAAUUUUUUGCGAAUUUUGAAAAUUUAUAAAUGAAAAAACGAAAUUUUAAUUUUGAAGACAUUUAUCGAUAUAAAAUUAAAUGUUUAUUGGUUAUUUGAUACGCACUUUGUUUAGUUUCGACCAAUAGAAAUCUCCCUUUCGGAAUUUUGUUUCAUACGUCAUCAUCACAUUACGGUAGAAAUUCCCGUUUGUUUAUCACUAGAGGGAAUUUCCCUCUAAUGGCGUUUCUCUCAUUUCCUUCGACGUAAUUGAUUUUCUUUCUGAAACUAUAUAUCGAUGUCUUAAUGGAAUAUAUUAUUGUAACGAUAAACUUUAAAUUCGGCUUAGAUAUUUCUUGCAAAUUCUAACAUUUGGAAUAAAUGUUUAAGCGUUUUACUUAUGUAGGGAUUUUCGGGAAAUGUUUUAGGGAUUUUUAAGAUCUUGCGCCAUUUCCUAUGCUUCGAACAUGACGAUAUAGCUAAUGUGAUAAAAGAUGAACCCGAAUGUCUUCAUUUCACAGGUAUAUCAAUUCAUUUUUUAAAGUGUAUUAUGAAGGAGAAUGAGAACAAAUGCAAGAACGCGAUGUCGUCAUCGAGUGAUUUGCUAGAAAAUCAGGGAAAUGAAACGUGUAGCAGCGAAAUAAGGAAACACACCAAGGAAGAAAAGGACAUGAAAAGUGAAAAGUCGACUGACGAGGAAAAUAGCAAAAAUAGAAAGGAGGAUAAUACACAUACACCUGAACAAUCAAUUGAAAAUGAUAGGAAAGAAGCAAGUUGUAAAAGUAAAGAUAAUGAAAGUAGUGAUACAAAAUUUACUGGAAAUGAAACUAAAUCACUUAAUGUAUCCAAAACAAUAAGAAGAGGUAAAAGAAGAUCUAGACAGAGAGAAUUAAUGGGUCCAAGACAUAAAUUAACUAACAGAGAUAUUGCUAAAUUAUUAAAAAAGAAGCGUGACAUGCGCAAGCGAGAGGCUUCGGGUAAUCACGAUGAUGAGCAACCUGGGAUGAAAAAGAAGAGGAUUCCUAAUAGACCGGGCAUAACUUUUCAAGUCGGUGCUCGUCUGGAAGCGAAGGAUUAUCUCGAUAAAUGGUACACGUCUAAGAUUGUUGCCGUUGAUGAAGAGGAAGCGGAAAUCCUCAUUCAUUUUGAAAGAUGGAGUGCGAGAUUUGACGAAUGGAUGCCAAUGGAUAGUCCGAGAAUACGUGCUCUUACUCAUCCUUCGACUCGAAACGAACAGAAAGAAAAGGUUAAGGUAAAUAAAUCUUUAUUACAAUAUAAAGUGGGAGAAGAAGUUUUAGCACGCUGGACGGACUGCAAAAUGUACCCUGCAAGAAUACUCCAAUUGAACAAAGAUGGAUUAUAUGAUGUACUGUUUUAUGAUGGAUUUAGACGUGCUCUGCAGCCACUAAAUAUUGAAAAACUUCCCAAGGAAAUGGUGGGUAAAGUAGAUAUUCCAACGAUUCCAAAAGAAGAAAAAAGUGAAAAGAAAACUAUAUCAACUAAGGAAUUUGGGAAAUCGCCUAAAAGGAUGAAAAAAGGUCUGAAAAGUAACAAACUUAUUGAAAAAGAUUUGAAAUGGAUUCUGGGCAAAAGGAAGAAAUUAAUUGUGGGAGGAAUAUUCCAAGCUAAACGGAUUAAAUUAGAAGAAGAAAAGCGACCUAUCACUCCGCAUAAAACUAAAGGAAGAAAGCAAUCUAUGGUACCCGAAGAGGAAACAGUAAAGCCAAAUUCAGAAGUAUUGGAUGAGGUUGCUGCACCUGUAGGAUAUAUAGAUGGAAGGAAAAUUGCAAGGAAAGAAUUUAUUAUUGAAGAAGAUCAUAAUCAUUUUAAAUGUAAAGUGCCAGGCUGUAAUAAAAGUUUUAGAAAAGACAAAUUAUUGCAGUCCCAUAUGAAACAUUAUCAUAACAAUUCAGAUACAAAAGUUAAAGAAAAACAUAAUACAUCCUCUAAUAAUUCAUCUAUAGAAGAAACAAAGGAAAUUUCCAUCAAGGAAAUUGUUCCUGUACAAAUUAAUGAAAAAUUAAUAGAAGAAGAAAAAGAUGAAAAGCUCCAGACUCCUAAAAAACAAGAAUCAACUAAGAGUUCUGCUAAAGAACUGCAAACUCCAAGUCUCAAAGUUCCUAAAGAUGAAAAUAAAUCUAAUUGUAAUCAAGAGAAUACAAAAACAAAAGGAUCCAAAGCUGUUAAAGCAGAGGUCACAAAUUAUAAACAAUCUAAUACUGAAGAUAAAGUCUCUGAAGACAAGCCUAUUAAAACUGAAAACAAACCUGUAAAGACUGAAAACAAAUCUACCAAAAUAGAUAAAAAUAAACCUAGUAAGUCAGAAAAUAAGUCUUCUAAAACAGAGAAAGGAAAAACUAAAGUAGAAAAUAAACCGAUAAAAAUAGAAAAAGAUGAAAAAAUUCCAGAAAACUCGGAAUAUAUUCAAGAGGUUAAAAAGCCAGAAGAAAUUAAUGUUCUAAAAAUUGAGCAAGAGAAGAAAAUAGAUGAGUCAGUUACAAUUAAAAUAGAAGAAAAACCUUUGACUUCACCACCGCCAGAGAAACCUCACACUGGUCGUUCAAAAAAGAGACGAACUCUUUCUCUUCCACUUCCUGAGGGUAAUAUAAUUGAAAAUACACCUGUGAAUGAUAGUGGAAAUGACAUAAAAACCAUAAAUGAAAUACCAGAGAUUACUAAGUCAGAAGAUAAAUUUAAUUCCGAGAAAUCUAGCGAGUUUGAUAUUAAGGCUACUCCAGAUUCAAAGCAUUUAAUACAAGAGGAAGAAACAGAAGAAGGACAAAGUGAUGAAAUUGUCCAUUGUGUGUGUAAUUGUAUUGAAGAAAAUGGAUUGAUGAUGCAAUGUGAAGUUUGUUUGACCUGGCAACACGGGGCUUGUUUUGAAAUUGACGAUGUAAAAGAUGUUCCUGAUAAGUAUGUAUGUUAUGCAUGCCUGAAACCAAAAGGACUACGUGAAAGUUUUCGAUAUAAACAUGAUCAAGACUGGUUCAAAAAAGGAGAGUUAACAACAUUUGGUUUUCUAUCAAAUAAAAUCAUAUCCAAUACAGAUACACAAACAUCAUUAGUCAUUCAUGAACUCGUAUCAUCAUUACACAACAUAUUAUUUGUCAUUCAUAGUUUACAAUGCAAAUUAAAAAUUGCCAAAGAAGAAAAUCAUCCAGAUUUAAAUCUGUGGAAAACACCAUGGUUGGAAUCAUCUCAGUCUCUUUUCUCUGAGGAUGCAGACUUAAAUCAUAUGCAGAUAACAAGAGUGGCAGAUUUUGAUCAUUCUUAUUCCUCACUGAAACAAGAUUUAGAGACAGCAAAUGCAGCAAAUAAAUUGAAUGAUCAUUGGAAAAGUGAGGAGAAAGAUUGGUUUGUUGAAAAUAAGAAAAAACCUGAACAAAAUAUUGUUAAAGUAGGAGAAACUAGUCACACUAUUGAACAGCAAAAAUUAAAUGGGAGGUCUAUAUCAAAUGAUAGAGAAAAAAUUAAUAUAAAAAGUUUUAAUAAAAAAGAAGAAAAAUUUAAUAUACUUCCAGAUCCUAUACAUUGUAAAAAAAAUUUGCUUGAUCAUAUCAUAUACAUGCAACAUAAUAUUGAACAACAACUAAAUGCUAUAGAAGAUCAUCUGCAGAUGCUUGAAACAGAAAUGGGAAGUUCUCAUAUUGAUGUGGAUAAACAAAUGCCAAAAUUAUUAAAUUCUGUCCGAAAACUGAUGAAAGAUUUAGCUCUUGUCCAACAGUUGACACAAUUUCAGUAAUUGUCACCAUUGCACUGUUUAUAUAUCAUUUAACUAGUAUUGCACUGGAUAUAAAAUUUUGAGUUGUAAAUAUCAAACUAGUAUUCAAAAUAAAAGUUGUAGAAUUUAUUCAAAAUAAAAUCUUCAGUUUUCUGCAAAAAGACUUUAUUCAUCAUAAUUAUUUUAUUUUAUUGUAUCUUUUUAUAAAUCAUACGGAUGUUCAAUAAUUUGAUUAAAAUAUUUAACCCUUGUGAGGUCAUCUGCUAAUCAAAAUAGCAUUUUUUACUUUUGCUACAUUGUAUCCAUUUUAGACAAGAUUUGUCUAGUUGCAAUUCUUCAAAUAAAGAAUAUAUUUACUGUAUAAA
Messenger RNA from Centruroides sculpturatus (bark scorpion), 4245 nucleotides. It is a transcript of the gene MBD-R2, whose product is annotated as PHD finger protein 20-like protein 1. The record is from RefSeq and is a predicted model, not a curated record. Gene Ontology annotation, biological process: regulation of transcription by RNA polymerase II. The transcript has a single exon. Gene Ontology annotation, cellular component: NSL complex. The coding region runs from base 710 to 3901 and encodes 1063 amino acids. Lineage: Eukaryota; Metazoa; Arthropoda; Arachnida; Scorpiones; Buthidae.